Molecule: messenger RNA, 1130 nt
Organism: Perognathus longimembris pacificus (Pacific pocket mouse)
Lineage: Eukaryota; Metazoa; Chordata; Mammalia; Rodentia; Heteromyidae
Gene: S100a14
Product: S100 calcium binding protein A14
Exons: 4
Coding region: 154-468 (104 amino acids)
Biological process (GO): toll-like receptor 4 signaling pathway; response to lipopolysaccharide; positive regulation of monocyte chemotaxis
Cellular component (GO): perinuclear region of cytoplasm
Molecular function (GO): chemokine receptor binding
Source: RefSeq, a predicted model, not a curated record
CCCCUCCCUUCCCCCAGGUAUAAUAGCUGAGCUCAGGUGAGCUAGUUCCUCCUGUCCAGUCUCAGCGGCUGCCAACAGGCAGAUCAUGAGCCAUCAGCUUCCUUGGGGCAGGCUGUAAGACAACACAACUCUCACCAAAGGACCAAGUGCACCAUGGGACAGUGUCGGUCAGCCAACGCUGAGGAUGCCCAGGAAUUCAGUGAUGUGGAGAGGGCCAUUGAGACCCUCAUCAAGAAUUUCCACCAGUAUUCCGCAGAAGGUGGAAAGGAGAUGCUCACUCCCUCUGAGCUACAGGACCUGGUCACCCAGCAGCUGCCCCACCUCAUGCCGAGCAAUUGUGGGCUGGAAGAGAAGAUUGCCAACCUGAGCAACUGUAAUGACUCUAAACUGGAGUUUGGGAGCUUCUGGGAGCUGAUUGGAGAAGCAGCCAAGAGUGUGAAGAUGGAGAACCCAGUCCCAGGAAGUUGACAUCCUCCUGGAGUUAGGGGUGGGGUGGGGGGGGGGAGAAGUUGGGGGAAAAGGGAACCUUAGAGACCAUGGACCUGGAAAUAAAAUUUCUAUCCACUAUCACUACACUAUUCCCCAGCUGGCACCUCUCCUCAUCUCUGCAAAGUCCAAGGUCAUAACAGCCUUCCCCAGGAGCUCUGUGCACUCCAUUGAGGUGCUCUAUCAUGCUUUAUGGAGCUCAUGGCUCCAGGAGUCUGCAUCCCGGGGAACCCUAAGGGACAGGUUGGGACUGGGAAGCACAUGGAGGGAUGAGGAUGGUAUAAGGGCCCAGUGGUUUGGUAGUAGGGGCAUGGUGAGAAGAGCUGAGUUAUGGGAAAUGAUUUGAAGAAAGGGGCUGGGAAUGUGGCUAGAUAUUUGGUACUAUAAAGGGUCUCUGAGACCCUUCCCUUCCUAAUCGUUUCUCCAACCACCACUGUAGCUGUCUAUCCCAUACUAUUCCUUCUUACUCCCAAUUCGGUCUUAUCCUCCUCAUAGUGCUCCUGAACAAGGGCAGGGGAAGAAGGAGAGCAGGGUUAGGGAAGAGGCUGAGAAGGGUGUGAUUCUGGGAGUAAGAGAACCCAGCUGGGUGCUUGGGCAUUUGCAGGAUGAUGGUUGUUUUGUAUCAUUUGAUUAAUAAAAAAAAA